Molecule: messenger RNA, 3337 nt
Organism: Rosa rugosa (rugosa rose)
Lineage: Eukaryota; Viridiplantae; Streptophyta; Magnoliopsida; Rosales; Rosaceae
Product: ethylene receptor-like
Exons: 7
Coding region: 798-3023 (741 amino acids)
Biological process (GO): response to ethylene; phosphorelay signal transduction system; phosphorylation
Cellular component (GO): endoplasmic reticulum; endoplasmic reticulum membrane
Molecular function (GO): phosphorelay sensor kinase activity; ethylene receptor activity; ethylene binding
Source: RefSeq, a predicted model, not a curated record
CUCUCUCUCUCUCUCUUAUUUAUUUCGUUUAAAGAAAUUCCUUGACCUUUGAAUACUUUCAUUUACUAAUCAAAAUCUAGAUUAUGGCUCUCAAGUAAAACGUGUGAUGAUCGAAGCCACCUAAGUAAUAUGUAAAAUGCAUUCAGACUUUACUUUAUAUUUGCAUCAACAAAAAGUUUUAUACUGUCAUCUACCAUAUUACAUAAGACAUAGAACAAACAGAAGGUAGGCAUUACUAAAACCUGCAAGAUCUAGAAUCCAAGCAAGGGCAGUGGCCCACUAUGUCUUGGAUCCUACCAUAUGGUGUGGCCACAACCAAUCGUAUCUUUCUCCAAUGUAAGUAGCCCAUCAGUAGAUCUCAAUCAGUUAUUGAUACGACUUGGUUUGCAUCAAUGUUGUUAUCUCACAUUGGAAAACAAAGCCUUCCUUAAGGGCUUAUAUGUUCUUGAGCCUCUGCAUCCAUAGUCAAUUGGUUUUCGGUUGGAUGUCAAUUUUGGUGAGAGGGUGUGUUGGGAAUACCAUUCCACAGUGAAAAUGUAAGACCUUGCUUAAGAGCUUUAUAAAGUUGGGAACUGUCGAGUUUCUGCAUUGGUGUUGGAUGAAAAGGCCAAGGCUUUAAGUUCUUAUAGAAGGCUUUAUUUUUCUGAUGUGGGAUAAUACUUGCCCUCACAUGUGGCGAGACUGCAGCCAAACAUGUGUACAAAACUUAACCUCGGUGACGUGGAGGAUGUGUUGCCAUUCGGCCUACCACAUCGGCAUGCUCAGAAACAAGUAAUAUUCAUUCAAGUGGCUGAAUCAUGAUGGAGGGGUGCUGCAUUGAGCCACAAUGGCCGGCUGAUGAAUUGUUGAUGAAGUAUCAGUACAUUUCAGAUUUCUUUAUUGCACUUGCUUAUUUUUCCAUCCCUCUGGAGUUAAUCUACUUUGUCAAGAAAUCUGCCGUGUUUCCAUACAAAUGGGUUCUUGUUCAGUUUGGUGCUUUUAUUGUAUUGUGUGGAGCGACACAUCUUAUUAACUUAUGGACUUUUAGCGUGCAUUCAAGAACUGUGGCCAUAGUAAUGGCUACUGCCAAGGUUUUCACUGCUGCGGUGUCAUGUGCUACUGCCCUCAUGCUUGUUCAUAUUAUUCCUGAUUUACUGAGUGUUAAAACUAGAGAGUUAUUCCUGAAGAACAAGGCUGCAGAGCUCGACAGAGAAAUGGGUUUGAUUCGUACACAGGAAGAAACAGGUAGACAUGUCAGGAUGCUGACGCAUGAGAUCAGAAGCACUCUUGAUCGACAUACUAUACUGAAAACCACACUUGUUGAAUUAGGUAGAAUUUUGACAUUGGAAGAGUGUGCCUUGUGGAUGCCAACACGCACUGGGUUGGAGCUUCAACUAUCAUAUACUCUUCAUCAGCAGAAUCCAGUAGGAUACACUGUACCCAUCCAUCUUCCUGUGAUCAAUCAAGUAUUUAACAACAACGGUACAGUAAAAAUAUCACCGAAUUCUCCAGUGGCCAGACUAAGGCCUAUAGCUGGAAAACACAUUCCUGGGGAGGUUGUUGCAGUUCGUGUCCCACUCCUACAUCUCUCUAACUUCCAAAUUAAUGACUGGCCAGAGCUCUCAACAAAACGCUAUGCUUUGAUGGUGUUGAUGCUUCCCUCUGAUAGUGCUAGGCAAUGGCAUGUCCAUGAGUUAGAGCUGGUGGAGGUAGUUGCUGAUCAGGUGGCAGUUGCUCUUUCACAUGCUGCAAUAUUAGAAGAGUCAAGGAAGGCCAGGGAUCUUCUUAUGGAGCAGAAUAUUGCACUUGAUUUGGCCAGGAGGGAUGCUGAAAUUGCAAUUUGUGCUCGCAAUGAUUUCUUGGCUGUUAUGAACCAUGAGAUGAGAACUCCCAUGCAUGCAAUUAUUGCCCUUUCUUCCUUGCUGCAAGAAACUGAACUGACACCUGAGCAGCGCCUGAUGGUUGAAACAAUACUAAAGAGCAGUAACCUUUUGGCUACCCUCAUUAAUGAUGUAUUAGAUCUUUCAAGGCUUGAAGAUGGUAGCCUUCAACUUGAUAUAGCAACUUUUAACCUCCAUUCUUUAUUCAGAGAGGUGCACAGUUUAGUUAAGCCUGUUGCCUCUGUCAAAAAGUUGUCGGUUACAUUAAAUUUAGCAGCAGAUUUGCCAGUAUAUGUGGUAGGUGAUGAAAAGCGCCUUAUGCAAACUAUUCUAAAUGUUGUCGGGAAUGCUGUGAAGUUCACAAAAGAAGGGACCAUCUCGAUCGCAGUUUUUGUUGCCAAAUCAGAAUCCUUAAGAGAUUUCUGGGCUCCUGAUUUUUUUCCAGUGCAGAGUGAUAAUCACUUUUAUCUGCGGGUACAGGUAAAAGAUUCAGGAUCUGGAAUUAAUCCCCAGGAUAUUCCAAAGCUUUUCACCAAAUUCGCACAAAGUCAGUCAUUAGCUACUAGAAAUUCUGGUGGUAGUGGACUUGGCCUUGCAAUUUGUAAGAGAUUUGUAAAUCUUAUGGAGGGGCACAUUUGGAUUGAAAGUGAUGGUCUGGGCAAGGGAUGUACUGCCACUGUCAUUGUGAAACUCGGAUAUUCAGAACAGUCGAAUGAAUCUAAGCUGCCUUUUGCGCCUAAAACGCAAGCAAAUCAUGUACAUUCAGACUUUCCUGGGUUAAAAGUUCUUGUCAUGGAUGAUAACGGGGUCAGCAGGUCAGCGACAGAGGGACUCCUUGUGCACCUGGGAUGUGAUGUAACAUCUGUAAGCUCAAGUGAGGAGUUCUUGCGUGUUAUAUCUCAGGAGCACAAGGUUGUGUUCAUGGAUGUAUGCAUGCCAAGCAUAGAUGGUUUUGAACUCACUGUCCAGAUUCAUGAAAAAUUUAUUAAGCGUCAUGAACGGCCAGUAUUAGUCGCACUCACUGGUAACAUGGACAGGAUGACAAAGGAGAGCUGCAUGAGGGUUGGUAUGGAUGGAGUUAUACUAAAACCUAUUUCAUUAGAUAAGAUGAGGAGCGUUUUGUCAGAACUAUUAGAGCAUCGAGUUCUAUUUGAAUCCACGUAAGAUACAAAUGAAGGCUUGGAAGAAGUUUGAAAAGAAGGCUUCCACGAGCAACUUGUACCAUGUACAGAGGAUGUGGCAUUUAUUGGAGCAAUGUUACAAGAUGAAAUUGUAUGUUGAGGAGCAGUCUCCAGUUUCCAUGUAUUAUUAUUGUUCAAUUGUUAUAAAAUAGAAGCAAAAUGAAUAAUAUUGGUCGUCAUCAAGUGCAAAGUUGUUUUCCCUUCAUAUGGAUGAUUCCAUCUCACCCGAAUUCUGUCUUAUAGAGCAAUAGUGUAUAUUUCAGUUCCCUGAAUAGUGCACUCUUCCUGUUGAAUCAC